Rhipicephalus sanguineus (brown dog tick) is the source of this 2354-nucleotide messenger RNA. RefSeq lists its product as uncharacterized. NCBI's taxonomy places the organism in Eukaryota, Metazoa, Arthropoda, Arachnida, Ixodida, Ixodidae. The transcript is spliced from 2 exons. Bases 503 to 1945 code for a protein of 480 amino acids. The record is from RefSeq and is a predicted model, not a curated record.
AAUAACCAACAGGGCCGUUUGAGAAAGGGCCGAAACCGAAAGUAUGCCCACGCGCACGAACGAACGUGCGCCCACGUACACUGCGGUGGGUUUUUUUGAAUGAACGACGCAACGCCGUUUCGGCGGGGAAUGCUGGGAGAAAAGCCGGCUUGCGACGGGACGGUGUGGGAAAAAAACGUGGCGCUGGCGACUACGCAACGCGGGAGGCGGCUGGAGAUGACCAUGUGCGGCGGUGCGCUCGGCGUCGUGGUAACCGUCCUGUGAACAAAGAAGCAGGUCGUCUCUGCAGCAGUAGCAGCGCCGGGGCGGUUCCUUCGCCCGCGGGCGGCCGGCUGGCCCCGAUCGGCGCUUAUACUUAAAGACGGGUGGGCAGCUCAAGGGAGAGCCAGUACGCGAGAGCGCCUUGUACCGGAAGCCCCGUACGUCCGCUGCUGCUGCUGCUGCUGCUGCUGCUGCUACCGUCACCGCUUUCACCGUUGCCGCUGCCGCCACCCAGGGCGCCAUGAUAGCUUUCCUGAGUGUCAUUCUCCUCGCGUCUCUCGGACCACACGUCCGAGCCGGAGAUGCUUCCCACAGCAGUUCCGGUGGCUCUUCAGGAUCCGGGGCAACCGUCUACAAGAUGGCACAAGGAAUUGGGCCCGGCCAGAACCACGGUCAACCAGUCAAGGUACCCGCUUCAGUGUUCGCCUCCGGUCCCGGAGCAGCCGCCGCGCAAGCGGGUGGCCAGGGGCCGGUUGGCUACCCUGGCGCCGGGGCCCACGGCGCACCCGGCGUGCACUUUAGCGCCGGUGCCCAUCCUGCCGCCGGCGGUGCCAAUUAUGGCUUCGUUCCUGGCUAUGGCCCGGCUGCUGCUGGAGGGCCAGGAGCAGGUGCAGGUGGCUACCCUAGAACAUUCCUUCCUCAAGCGCACGCUGGUGCCGCAGGUGGCGACCACCAACAGCUCGCAGCCAUCGGAGGACCUUCCUACGGUGCUGGAGCGCCCGGCUACGGUGCCGCAGCGCAGCUGUACGGCAGCGCUGCGCCGGGCUACGGCGGCGGAGCUCCGGGCUACGGCGGCGGAGCAACGGGCUAUGGAGGCGGAGCAACGGGCUUUGGUGGCGGAGGAACGGGCUAUGGUGGCGGAGGACCGGGCUACGGCGGCGGAGGACCGGGCUACGGCGGCGGAGGACCGGGCUACGGGGCUGGAGGAACUGUGUCAGCCUACCAAGCGGGACACGUAGGUCAGGGGGCGGCGCUCGGUGCAGCGGGCUUGGCGGGAUACGGCGGAGCUCACGGAGGUUCGACGGGUGUGCAAGUGGCUGGACCUCAGGCGUACGGACCGAUCGGCCAAGGCUACGGCGGUGGUCGACACGUGGCCUCUCCUGGUGCAGCAUUUGGUAACGUGGCAGCUGCUCAAGGAGGGCACGCUGCCGGUGGUCCCGCUGGACACGCCGUCUAUGCCCUUCCCCUGUCCGCCGCUGGUGGUCAUGCGCACGGAGGCGCGCUUCCAGCUGGAGCAUAUCAUGCCGGCGGUGAAGGCGCGUACCUAGGCGCGGCUGGAGGUCACGCUGGUGGUCUACCCGCUGGUCUCGGAGCUCGCGGUGGGCCCGUCGUCCAGUUUGCCGGUGCACCGAUCGGCCAGUACCCUCUCGGUCAAGGUGCUGGUCAAGCCGGUGUUCCCCUGCAUGCCCUCGGCUACGGCGGUGGCCAUGGUGGGGGCUACGGUGGUCAAGCGGCCGGAUUCACCGGGCCAACGCUGGUCGCUGGUCCAGGAGGAGCAGCUGGUCAAGGGUAUGGCGGCCCUGUAGCCGUGGCUCCCGGACACCCCGGUCACGCUGCCGGCGGUCUGCCUCACCAUCUAGCCGGAGGUGCCGGUGGAGCCGUUGCCCAGCACGGCGGCGCCACUGGACAGGCCGGUCUCGGAGUCACGUACGGAGGGAAAGGGAAACAGAAGUCAUCAAGAUGAACACGAAAUCCAUCUUUUAGCGUCGUUUUGAAGAAAACAUCGCGCGGGAAGCGCGAAAAAGAGAGAGUCGGAAAUUGUGUGUUAUAUGUAUAGUACAUGCCAACCCGCGCUCUUUCGAACGCCACUUGAGCAGCUGAAUGCCAGUCCGAAUUCUCAUUUCCGUUUCUUUUCCUCCUAAGUUUAGUUCUGUAAUUAUUCAUUUCUUCUCACAAAUCUUUGUUCGUCCGGUCGAUUAAAGCGAGAUAAUGAAAUGCCAGUAUGCUCUAGUAUACCCUGUACAGCGAAAGAGAAACUGUGUAUUCUUGUCAACAGAGUUUGCCAAUAGAGUGUCCUAUGCAUGGUCGCCUCCAUCUCGUUCGGUGCCACCAUCAAUCCAGUGGCCUCCAUUAAACACAUUACUGAGACCCAA